AUGACUUCCUCUCCGUCCGAAAACCAAGAUGCCAUCCCAGACUCAGCCCAAGAACCCGACCUACCACUCACCAUGGCGUCCUCCAUGGUGCUCACCUCGCUACCCCGCGACGCAUCAAGCGCCCUGGCCAACGCUGGCGAAUUCCCGAACCCCAAGGUCAUGGUGCACUUCAAGCCGGUGGGGAGUGCACCAAUGGUGCCGAAACAGGUGGUGAAGGUUAGCAGCACACAGAAAUUCGAGACGGUCGUUGGGUGGGUGAGGAAGAAGCUCAAGGUUGCACCUACGGAUAGCGUGUUUCUAUAUGUGAACUCGAGCUUUGCUCCGGCUCUGGAUGAGGUUGUGGGAAAUUUGCAUAGGUGCUUUAAAGACUCCAAGGACCAGCUCAUUAUCACGUAUUCGAUGACGCCUGCAUUUGGGUAA
This is a messenger RNA of Venustampulla echinocandica, 420 nucleotides long. RefSeq lists its product as uncharacterized. Lineage: Eukaryota; Fungi; Ascomycota; Leotiomycetes; Helotiales; Pleuroascaceae. Gene Ontology annotation, biological process: autophagy of mitochondrion; nucleophagy; autophagosome assembly. The record is from RefSeq and is a predicted model, not a curated record. The transcript has 2 exons. Gene Ontology annotation, cellular component: phagophore assembly site membrane; Atg12-Atg5-Atg16 complex; cytoplasm. The coding region runs from base 1 to 420 and encodes 139 amino acids.